AUGAAAUAUUUCUUUGUUGCUGUCGCACUUGUAUUUGCGUUUUCUCAAAUGGUAGCUGCUCAAACUGCUGCUUGUGCAGCCCAAAACGUAUUGGACACCUGUCUUUCAAAUGAGGAUAAUUAUUUAAAGACUUGUAUUGAUAGAGAUUAUGCAUGUCUUUGUAAGUGGCAUACAGCUAAAUUAACUUGCUUUGAUAAUUGCCCUCAAAAUCUUGGUAGAGCUUCACAACAAGGAUUAAAAGACACAUUCUGUUCAAUUGCCCAAACUUAUAAUAACAUUACAAGUAGUUCUAUUGCACCUUCUUCUACCCCUUCUGCAACAGCAAAGCCAAGCAAUAAUGUAGUCUCAAUUAUGCCUAGUGUUCCUUCUUCUAAUUCUACAAGUACCUCUACUUCAAUGUCGAUUUCUAAUCUAAAUUAUCUUGAACAAAGUCUUUUCAUGUUGAUUGCGACAGCUGUUACUUUCUCUUAUUUAAUUUAA
Cokeromyces recurvatus is the source of this 480-nucleotide messenger RNA. RefSeq lists its product as uncharacterized. The transcript is spliced from 5 exons. NCBI's taxonomy places the organism in Eukaryota, Fungi, Mucoromycota, Mucoromycetes, Mucorales, Mucoraceae. The record is from RefSeq and is a predicted model, not a curated record. The coding region runs from base 1 to 480 and encodes 159 amino acids.